Messenger RNA from Letharia columbiana, 750 nucleotides. RefSeq lists its product as uncharacterized. The transcript has 4 exons. Lineage: Eukaryota; Fungi; Ascomycota; Lecanoromycetes; Lecanorales; Parmeliaceae. The record is from RefSeq and is a predicted model, not a curated record. The coding region runs from base 1 to 750 and encodes 249 amino acids.
AUGUGGAGCCAAACCUUCUCCACUAAAGACCCUUGCCGAACGUCUUGCCUUGCACCACUAUCCACCAAAAAGGACACUCCGAGGAUGACAACAGGCAAGGCAGACAAUACCUUCCUGGAGAGCUCAAAGAUCUUCGAUGUCUCCCAUGUCACUGCCGUUGUCACUGGCGCUCUGCUCGCCAACGGCGCCAAAGUUCACAUCAUUGACCGCCGAGACUCAGCUCUCAGAAGUGUUGUCAACGUCUAUGAUACGGAACCCGAUCAAAUCAGACCGCAAGUAAUGUUCCAUCCGUUUUCCAAACGCUAUCCAGCCUUUUACGACAAACGCAUUCAGUGGCCUCACCGCCGACAUCAGCCAGAAAGUCUUCGUCCUGCAAUUCGCCGCCUGAGAACCCAACAGCGUCCAAAUUCUCGUCAUAUACACCGGAAUCACCGUGACAAUGCCACUCAUUCUGACCGAGCCGGCGAACCCGACCCAGCGACCCUCAGUGCAUCUCCAUGCACUAUCCAUAUCUCCUAUGCCGCGUCGAAAGUCGCUUUCUUGCAUCUGAACCCCAUGCUUCCCACGACCUUUGCGCAGACGGGAGUUCGCGUCAACGUUUCGGCGCCGGGCACAUUCCCAACUGAAAUAGCGGUAGAUACUUCUCGAGCCGAUCAGAAGUCUAAGCUGGAACAGAUGGCUAUGCCCAGUGUGAUCGGCCGUCCUGGACGUCAGACCGAUAUGGCUGCACCGACACUUGUGCUUGCGUGA